Molecule: messenger RNA, 626 nt
Organism: Paramecium sonneborni
Lineage: Eukaryota; Ciliophora; Oligohymenophorea; Peniculida; Parameciidae
Source: the annotation of a GenBank genome assembly
AUGGCUCUUUAACUACCAAUUGAGUAAAGAAUUGAUAAAUCUUACAUACUUUAUUAAGAGAAAAUUAUUAUUGAAUAUCUCAAAGAUGAAUGUGGACUCUUGCGCACUCCACAAGGUGAAGAAAUCUUAAAAAAACUCAGGCAAAUUUAAAUGGCGGUUGAUUAGCAAUUAAAAUAAAAAGUUGAGUUUUAAAAAUUUGAGAAAAAUUAAGAGAGAGAAGAUUUGUAAUAAUUACAACAUAAAUUGCAAGAAUUAAAGCAAAAGUAGAAAGAUGAAUUUGCAGUCUUAGGUGAUUUGCAAAGUUAAUUAAAACAAAAAGUACAAAACACAAUAAAAAUAUAAAAAUUCAAAUAAUUAUUAAGUGAUAUUGAGAAUUAGGAUUGUAAGAGUUUUUUUUAUAUUAAAUAGUCAGAGAAAUCAUGAUUGAUGAUAAGACAAUAGAAGAAAGUUUGAAUUCAAUAUUUUUAGAACAUUUUACUAAAAAUUAAGCAUUAUUAAAAGAAUAAGCAGAGCAGAUAAAAUAUGCAAAGGAAGUUUAUGAAUAAUAAUAUCGUGAACAAUAAUAAUUAAAAGAAAGAUUAUAUUUGUUAUAGAAAGUGCAUUUGAGUGAUGCUUAAGAAAUUUGA